GCACCAAUUCGAUCGGUCACUUCCGCCUCUGCGUCCAUUUUGGGGAAUAUUAAGAAGCUGUUAAUAAUUUUUUUUUCCAUUAACUUAGCGCAUUAGCGUGAGUGGGUAAAUACAAGGAAUCGUCCAGACGUGCAAUUGUCCCGGAAUUCGCUGAUUAGCUCUUCGCGUACCCUCUGUCCCCGUUGAAUCAAAACAGAGAAGCUCCCCUGGUUAUUCCGGUGUUCAAUUUUCCCCUCUCGUUUCUCUUCCAGGUGCGCUCAAUAUGUCUUCUCAUCGGAUGAAGCAGACAAGCACGAUGGGUAUGCAUGAGAUCGACAGCCCCACGAGCGCUGAGCUCGAUGAUGCCAACCUAGCACGCAUGGGAAAGCGGCCAGUUCUGAAGCGGAAUUUUGGAUUGAUGUCGAUAUUGGGUUUUAGCUGCACCAUCCUGAUUACUUGGGAGGGAAUCGUUGUUCUAUUUCUACAGGCAUACUCGAAUGGCGGCCCUGCUGGUGCAGUCUAUGGCUUCAUUUUCGUUUGGAUCGGGGUUGCGUCGACUUUCGUCGUUCUUUCAGAGUUGGCCUCAAUGGCUCCAACCUCUGGCGGUCAAUACCACUGGUGCUCGAUGCUCGCCCCACGAUCUGUAAUGAAAAUCUUCAGCUACAUAACGGGUUGGCUUACCGUUAUCGGAUGGCAAGCAACAUACGCAACCUCGUGCUUUCUAUGUGGAACCCUUAUUCAGGGAUUGAUCGUUCUCACUCAGAGCAGCUACGUGCCAAAGCCCUGGCAUACGACACUGCUGUUCUGGGCUGUUGCAUUGUUUUCAGUUGGCAUCAACUCGGCCGGUGGCAAACUACUACCACGAUUUGAGGGAUUCAUUCUCAUCCUUCACAUUCUGGGAUUCUUUGUCAUCCUGAUUCCUCUGACUUACAUGGCGGACCAUGGAUCAGCGCAUGAGGUUUUCACACAGUUCUUGAACAUGGGCGGGUUUCCCUCUCAAGGUCUUUCGUUCUUCGUCGGUAUGGUCGGCUGUAUAUUCGCUUUUGCUGGUGGUGAUGCCGCAGUGCACAUGUCCGAGGAAAUCACCAAUGCGGCAACGGCUGUUCCGACAUCAAUCAUGCUCAGCGUCUUGAUCAACGGAUCUCUAGGUUUUGGCAUGCUUCUGGCUAUGCUUUUCUGCCUCGGGGACGUUGAAUCCGCACUCCAGUCGCCCACAGGGUAUCCUUUCAUGGCAAUCUUCUUGCAGGCCACAGGGUCUGUCCCUGGGACCGCAGUGAUGAGCUCUAUUGUCACUACCAUGGGUAUUACUACGUCUGUCGGUAUGCUAGCUUCUGCAUCACGCCAGUUUUGGUCUUUCUCUCGCGACCGAGGUAUUCCGGGUUGGCGAAUUUGGAGCCAGGUUCACGGAGGUACCGGUGUGCCGAUCUACUCGGUCCUUCUAACAACUUGCGUUGUCUGCCUCCUCGCUCUCAUCCCCAUCGGGUCGUCGGUCGCCUUCAAUGAUCUUGUCGCCAUGUCAAUUUCUGGUCUCUAUCUUUCAUACAUGGUUGUCGCCGGUCUACUUCUCUGGCGACGCUCCACCGGUGGUAUCAGCAAUGCCCGAAGCAGCGACUCGGCUGUCGUUAACACUGUCGGCGCAAAGCUUGUGUGGGGUCCAUUCCACCUGCAAGGUAUCUGGGGAAUUUUGGUCAAUGCCUUUGCGCUUGUCUACAUGACUAUUGCUGUUUUCUUCAGUUUCUGGCCUCCAUCAUGGGUUGUCACUGUUCAGACUAUGAACUUCAGCGUCGUUGGAACUGUUGGUGUGAUCUUCCUCAGUCUCGUUUACUACGUAAUUCGAGCUAGAAAGGUAUAUGACGGUCCCAUCGUGGAAAUUGAGUAGAUAGUGCGGAAGAGACCGACGAGGUUUUUAUAUUGGUCGUGUGUAUAUUACCAUUCUGAUUCAUAAUAUCUUGGAGAACUUGGGGAAUUAGAUAAAAAGAGCUAGUUUUUGUCACUUAGAUGUCUUUUUUCCAAAGAUGAUGC
This is a messenger RNA of Penicillium subrubescens, 2001 nucleotides long. Its product is annotated as choline transport protein. Gene Ontology annotation, biological process: transmembrane transport. The record is from RefSeq and is a predicted model, not a curated record. Lineage: Eukaryota; Fungi; Ascomycota; Eurotiomycetes; Eurotiales; Aspergillaceae. The coding region runs from base 263 to 1858 and encodes 531 amino acids. Gene Ontology annotation, cellular component: membrane. Gene Ontology annotation, molecular function: transmembrane transporter activity. The transcript has 8 exons.